AUGUUCCACCUUACGGCUGUCAACAACACCGGCUUUCCCGUCUUCCGACAGCUAUCUGCCACCCUCGAUCUGGGCCUUCGCAGAACGUUCCCGUGGCUUUUCCUUGUGGCCGGUGUCCGCCAAGCCAUCCUGGGCGCCGACUUCUUACACCAUUUCGGCUUAUCUGUGGACGUCGCUCGCAAGCGCCUGAUAGAUACCUCCACCCAUCUGUCAGUUCAGGCUCGCUCCGUUCAUUCUGCAAGCCCUCUCAGCGGCAUCUCCAUUUCUGUCCUCCACUCGACAUACGCUGCCUUCCUCAAGGACUUCCCUAGUCUCACGCAACCACGAGAUUGGUCGCGCCCAGUCGCACACGAUGUCGUGCACCACAUACAGACCACCGGAGCACCCGUUUUCGCCCGGGCACGUCAGCUAGCUCCGGAGAAGCUGAAGAUUGCAAAAGCGGAAUUUGAGCACAUGCUGUCCAUCGGUGUAGCCAGACCUUCCUCCAGCAAUUGGUCCUCCGCUUUGCACAUGGUGCCCAAAAAGACCGGCGACUGA
Messenger RNA from Ornithodoros turicata, 537 nucleotides. RefSeq lists its product as uncharacterized. The transcript has a single exon. Bases 1 to 537 code for a protein of 178 amino acids. Lineage: Eukaryota; Metazoa; Arthropoda; Arachnida; Ixodida; Argasidae. The record is from RefSeq and is a predicted model, not a curated record.